AUGGCGGACGGCUACUUGGGCGACGAAGCCUUUCAAACUCGCCUCAUUUGUUUUGGACGUGAGAAGGAGCAGUUCUUGGAUGUCGGAGAUCUCUUGGACCUGGAUGACCAGGACAAAUCUUUUCUAGCCGAUCGGAUCGCCUACGACUUUGACAAUGAGCAGCUUUCCAAGCUUCGCAGAAUGCUCCCCCUCCAGCCGGCGGGCUCGACCCUGGCCCCGGCGUUCGGUAAUGGCUUUCGAAUCAGGAAAACCGCCCCUGCCAACGCGGGAAACGAGCAUACUGCAAUGACCGAUGUCGUCGAGACAGCACACGAUGGUGAAUCAGCAGACAGAGAGAUGCCGGCGGACCUUGAGCAGAACGACGCGGAUACAAUUCCCACACGUCCAGUCUACCUUCUUGAGCAACCUCAGAAAGAGCAGCCCAUGACCCCCGAAUUCCUCUCGGCCUGGAAGCGGAAGAUGGACCUUGCCCGCCUUCACAGCAAGCGAUACAAGAUGACGGAGGAGCGCCUGCGCCAUAUCAGGUGGCAAGACUUGUUUUACAUCGACAACAAUGGAUACCUGAGCAUCUGGAAAGAGGUAUACGACCGGGCAACUUCCGAGCUGACGGCGACGGAUCCGAGGUAUAAGCUUCAGACUUGCCGCUGGCACAAGUUCAAGACUCCACCACGGCGGGCGAUGCCGGGUAUUCCAACCCUGGUUGUGACCGACCCGGAAGGGCGGCGCUGGUAUCCAAGUGACUUGUCUUACUACUACGACGACUCAGCAUCAACCACAGAAGAUGACAGCGAUGGCGCCGUCUAUUAG
Molecule: messenger RNA, 807 nt
Organism: Canariomyces notabilis
Lineage: Eukaryota; Fungi; Ascomycota; Sordariomycetes; Sordariales; Chaetomiaceae
Exons: 1
Coding region: 1-807 (268 amino acids)
Source: RefSeq, a predicted model, not a curated record